CUUGCAAAGCAGUGGAAGCAUCUGGAGAUGGAUGGACGAGAUACAGUGUUCUGACCAGCACCAGAAUGACAAGAAUCACCUCAGUAACCCUGAAGAGGAACCACUGAACUGCGAUCCUGUACCCAUAGCACAUUUUAAUUAAUGUCUUGUGUGUACCUGUGUGUGAGUAUAGUCCAGCUGCGUCCAGAUAUCACUUAGUAAAUACACUCAUCCAGUGUCCAACUGUAUCUCCACUGAUACUCAUUUGGUGUUUCCUCACGCUAUCACAUCUAAGAAAACAUUUACGUUCACCUGAUCAACUUGAAAGAUGACAGACACCCUUCAAACAACAAUGCGUCAUCUUCACUAACAUCAAGCAAAUCUGGUUACUUCCUCCUCUCUCUCGAUGGCGAUGUGUCAUUUGAAUCUGAGACGGGCUUGUGAGCUACUUAUUAUCUCUGCCUUCUGUGUUGGUCAGAGUCAGUCCUUCUAUCCGCCUGUGAAUGGAUCCCUGGGCCAGUCGGUCUCCCUAUCUGUAGAGGUGCCAAACAAUACGACGGUUUCUGAGGUUAGCUGGACACAAUCUUCAACCAAAACCAAAAUUGUUGGAUUGGCAAGAGGCAGCAUUGAAUAUUUUGGCAGUGAAGAGUACAAGAAACGGAUAUAUUUUCAUCCUGGGAACUUCAGUCUCCAAAUCAGUGACUUACGGAGAGAGGAUACUGGGCAAUAUGAGGUAACUGUAACUGUAACUUCAGGAAAACAAAAAAUUGAGACAGUUCAACUGGAUGUUUACGAGGCUGUGACAGGAACAAACGUCAACAUUGGAAACAUUACUAACUGCAAUGUGACGCUGAGGUGCUCCGUGAACGCAGGCAGUAACGUCAGCUUCACCUGGUGGAGGGGACAGGAAGCAUUGGGAAAUGAGCUCACCCAUCGUGUCUUUGAAAAUGGAGAGAGUUCGCAGCUUUUGUUCACAGCAGAGCCCAAUGAGAGAGCUGUGAGAUGUGAGGCCAGCAAUCCAGUCAGUCACAAAACGGCAGAGAUCAAACUGGAAGAUGUCUGUAAGGGAAGUGUAUCUGACUUUUCAACGUACUUACCUUAUGUUGCACCUAUUGUGGUUAUACUAUUUCUCUGUCUUGUAUGCUAUGUUCUGAAGAGACAAGUUCCUUUGUGGAAAACAUCUUUGCAUGACGAAGGCAAGUUUUGAAACCAAGUUUCCAUGGCAUGAGGGCUUCUGAUGUUGGGUUGAGUGAGAAUUCGGCAGUAUCAAUUCUGGGAAAGCAGGAAUGAGGAGAAGGGGUCAUUGAGGUUUGGGCAGGAAUGAUGGCAAUUUGAACCAAAGGGUUCACUCUGCAGGGGAACUGAGAUCCAUUCACAGGCACACACGCAGACAGACAGGCCCUGAAAGACCCCAUGCUCCAGUAGCGUCUGUCCCUCCCACCAGGCUGGAACCGAAGUAGGUACGAUACCAGACAAGGGUAGCGGCCUGUACUGGCCACAGGAACUUUACACAGAUUAGAUAAGGAGUGGGUGGAGGUGAAUAGAGUUGAAGUUCACCCAGGUUCAUAAUUCUCAUCACUCUCCUGGCGAAUCAAGUUAUAUUCUGAAUAGAGAGGUAAGAAAGUGAAGACACCUGUAGUGGAAUGGCAAACCUACAGAUGGCAGUGAGUAAAUUGAGUGCAAAGCAGAGCAAACUGACUCGACUGGAACUGAGUGCAGGUGGAGAGUUGGCGGGGGUGAUCGGAGGAGCGACAGGCUGUGAGCAAGUGCCCCGAAUGGUGCGGCUCCAUCAGUAAAUGCCAUGUCAUUCACUGGUGUCUAUUUUUCCAUUUCAAAGGUUCAAAAAACCAGCAAAAAAUGCAGCAUGUUACGGAUAACCCAUCAACUGUUUACUCUCAAGUGCAACCGAUAUCUAGAAAACAUGAAGCAAAAUGCCCUCCUCCAGAAGGAAAUGAAAUGAGUGUAAUACACAAUGACACUUGUGAGUUACCGACCACAGUGUAUGAUACCAUCAAGCCGCCUGGAAACUAGAGCCUACAUCACAGGAUUCAAUUCAGGAUAAUCUCAGAUCCCUGCCUGUUCUGUACUGUGAGGCCAACCCAGCCUGGGUGAACAAGGACGGAGGACAAGAUUAGUCCUUAGCCACAGAACAAAGAAAAUAUCACUCUACCCAUCUCGCCUGUGCUAGGUUUUAUUAGGUACCUUUGCUGAGUAUUUUACAUUUCUUUCUAACUUUCUUUCUGUAAUUAUCUCGAUCUGUGUUCAGAAAAGUCAAAUGAAUCUGAAAAUGCGGCCAUUGAAUAUACUUAGAUCAGACAGAAAGAGAGAAAUUUAUUGCUUUAUUUUUAUGUUUACUUUUUAACAAAGAGCAAAGAUGCAGGAGGAGGCUAUUCAGCUCCUGGAGCUUGAACUGCAAACAAUAAGGAUCAAGGCUGACAAAAACAGAAGUUGUUAGAAAAGCUCAGUCCGGUGACCCUUCCUCAGAACCAUUAACUCUGUUUUCUCCUCCACAGAUGCUGCUAGACCUGCUGAGCUUUUCCAGCAACUUUGCUUUUGUUCCUCAUUUACAACAUCUGCAGUUCUUUUGGUUUUUAAGGAUCAAGGCUGAUCUUUUACCAAAAAUCCAAAGUCCACCCCCCACCCCGCCAUAGUUUUUAUAUCUCUCAGGGAACAAAAGACCUCUCAGUCUGAUGCUUACAGUUAUUCAAGGAAGGAACGUUUGUCUGAAGAUAUCAUUCAUGAUAUUUGAUGACGAAUGGAAAAUUCCCCAACAUGAUCCUGAUAGCUGUGUGUGUUUACCAAUCUGAUAUGACAAAGCACACAAUCCUGCAAGGAUUGAACAAUGUGAAUUUGCUUUAACACGGUGCCACACAGAAUAUUAGCUGCUUUUCAUGACCAAUCAGGGCAGAUAAUCACUUCUACAACAAAAUGUGAGGCUGGAUGAA
Messenger RNA from Stegostoma tigrinum, 2924 nucleotides. RefSeq names its product SLAM family member 5-like. Bases 386 to 1186 code for a protein of 266 amino acids. The transcript has 7 exons. The record is from RefSeq and is a predicted model, not a curated record. Lineage: Eukaryota; Metazoa; Chordata; Chondrichthyes; Orectolobiformes; Stegostomatidae.